Messenger RNA from Asterias rubens (European starfish), 2425 nucleotides. RefSeq names its product epoxide hydrolase 4-like. Bases 132 to 1172 code for a protein of 346 amino acids. The transcript is spliced from 7 exons. The record is from RefSeq and is a predicted model, not a curated record. Gene Ontology annotation, molecular function: hydrolase activity. Lineage: Eukaryota; Metazoa; Echinodermata; Asteroidea; Forcipulatida; Asteriidae.
CCGACCGCCUACCACUAUCGUAGUAUACUGAUACCAGCAUUAAUCAUUAACCUCUUGGAACUCCAUGACUUGACUGCCUUUGCACAGCAGUGAGCAGCAAAUCAGAGCAGUGAAUAACCUGAACAAUCAUAAUGGCACGUGGACUUUUUGCUGUUAUUGUUCAAGCGUUGUUUACGUUGACCUAUGCCCUCUUUGGGGCUCUCAUGGUCAGUUUUGGUAUCCUCGUCAAAACCAUCAAGAAAGGACCAAAGGCAGUAUUUGCCUGGCAUGAUCGAGAGAAAAUGCCAGAAUGUAUGCAAAACCCAGAACUUGGAACGCAUGGAUUCUUAAGACUUAAGGAUGUGCGUCUACACUAUGUUGCCGUAGGUGAUGAAGAUAAACCAUUGAUGCUGAUGGUACAUGGUUUUCCAGAGUGUUGGUACUCUUGGAGGUUUCAGAUGAUGGAGUUUAAGAAAGACUACAGGGUUGUUGCCAUUGAUCAGCGUGGUUAUGGAACUUCCGACACUCCCAUUGGUGUCGCCAACUACUCUGUGAAAAAACUUGCUGCUGAUAUCAAUGACGUUGUGGCUAGUUUGGGUUAUAGUUCGUGCAUCCUGGUUGCCCAUGACUGGGGCGGUGCUGUAGCCUGGCAAGUAGCAGACUCGUAUCCUGAUACUGUGGACAAGUUGAUCGUGAUGAAUAUACCACAUCCUCGAUGCAUGAUGGAUCACAUGUUAGCCGGCUAUUGGCAACAGAUUCUGGCUUCUUGGUACAUUUUCUUCUUCCAGCUACCUUUCUUGCCAGAGUUAAAUUGCAAGAUAGAGGAUUAUGGAAUAAUAAAGGGAACUUUCUUGUCGAGAGAAAUGGGCCUUAAAAACAGAGAGAAUAUGACUGCUGACGACAUCGAGGCGUUCAAGUAUUCCACUAGUCACAAAGGUAACCUGACAGGAAUGAUCAACUACUACCGAGCUGCUCUGAGGUACCCAUCGAAGAUCAGGUCCACCAUUACUACACCGACACUCAUCGUAUGGGGGGACCAGGACGCGGCUCUCAAGGUUAAGCUCUUGGAAGGUACCGAUAAGUACGUGAGUGACCUGAAAGUGAUGAUUGUUCCUGGAGCCAGCCACUGGGUCCAGCAGGACGCCCCGGCUGUCGUCAAUGGUCACAUGAGGGAUUUCCUGGGUUUGAAUUAGGGUUGAAGUAAAAGUGAUGGCUGGAGCUACCCAGGGUCUUAGUUGAAUUGUAGAUUUUUAUUAAAUGGUGCAUAAUAAUCUUUAUAUUGAUGAAAUCGGAAGGUAAAAUAUAUGAUGGGUAAAUGGUAUUUGCAUGCACCAUAAGAUAGUUGCAGGAAAUUCUUUGUUAUUGAUAAAAUGUUGCCGUACUGUUAUCAAACUUAGUUACAGACUUAAUCAGGGGCUAUUUCCCAGACUAAAAAUGGAAAGAUAAAUUUACAGAAGAGAUUACAUAAUCUGACAAUCCUUUUUUUUUUUUUUCAAUAUGGUCUGGUGGUCGUCCAAGAGUGUGGGGUUAUCAUGUUUCUUUAUUUUACGUGUUUAUUUCCCUUUUACUGUAUAUUGGAGGUUUUGAGGAAAUAAAUAAGUAAAUAAAUAAAUAAUAUCUCAUUUCCCUGCCCCAUAGAAUAGAUAAGUUCGACCCACCAUAGAAACAACCUAACAAUGUCAUCUGAACCCCUCAAUCAACAAAUGCCAUACACAUAAAUAAAUGCGCAAUGUAUCUUUCUUGUGAUGGCAGCUUGUUUUCUGAUGGAUUUGAAUGUGUGAAAUGUGGUCAUGAUCAGUCAAUGUAUUUUUGGCCGGAUGGUAAUGAAUUUGUCUAUUUUAUGAGGAUGCUUUUGUUUGAUAUUUGGGGUGAAUUAUUGUUUUUUGUUUGCAAAAAUCUGGCCAAAUAGUUUUCUCAACAAUGUUGUUUUACAUUGACAAGGCCUAUCAACAGCUCUCCAUUGCUCGUUUACCAAGUAAGUUUUUAGGCUAAAGGUUAUUUUGUAGUAAUUACCAAUAGUGUCCAGUGCCUUUAAAUGAAAUUGAAUGCUUUUUUUUAAGGAGUUUUCAAUUUCUUGCAAUAUAGAAAAACUGACGUUUACCACAUUUUAGUCAGAAAUUACCUGGAAAACCUGCAAGCAAAAACAACAAGUUCAACUUUAUAGGUCAAGAGAGGGCGCUAUGUAAGUUUUGUACUGAUGAUUCUCAUGCUAGAUUCAUUUGUAAUAAUUGUGUCGAGGCUGUAAUUAAUGGUUUGUCUAAAUGCCACUUGCAGCUUUGAAAGAUCAUAAAAGAAAAUUUAACAAUAUUUUACUCGAGACGAGAGACAAUUUAACUAAAAAUGUUUUUUCAAUAUUUUUGUAUUCCUCUUCAAAUUUUGUUGACCAAAUGAUUACCAGUACUUGGCUUUCCUUAUAUAAAUAUUUUAUUAAAGAUGCUAUGUCAGA